AUGGUGCGCACAACCACCAUCAGUCCCUGGGUCGAGAUCGGUCUUCGUUUCGUCGGCAUGUGGCCGGAUUCGGCCUAUCCGGAUCUCUACUGGACUUCAUACAUGACAUUUUUAACGGUGGUGCAAUAUUUUCAAUACUAUUACGUCAUUGUGCAUUUUGACGCGAGUGAUCUUUCGCUGUUAAUGGAUGGCCUCGGUUUGUCUCUGGCGUACAGUCUCGCAAUGCUGAAACUACUCACGCUGAGGUGGAAUCGCCGGUAA
Messenger RNA from Odontomachus brunneus, 261 nucleotides. RefSeq lists its product as uncharacterized. The coding region runs from base 1 to 261 and encodes 86 amino acids. The record is from RefSeq and is a predicted model, not a curated record. The transcript has a single exon. Lineage: Eukaryota; Metazoa; Arthropoda; Insecta; Hymenoptera; Formicidae.